Molecule: messenger RNA, 1230 nt
Organism: Trypanosoma theileri
Lineage: Eukaryota; Euglenozoa; Kinetoplastea; Trypanosomatida; Trypanosomatidae
Product: putative glycosyltransferase family 28 protein
Exons: 1
Coding region: 1-1230 (409 amino acids)
Biological process (GO): dolichol-linked oligosaccharide biosynthetic process
Cellular component (GO): UDP-N-acetylglucosamine transferase complex
Molecular function (GO): hexosyltransferase activity
Source: RefSeq, a predicted model, not a curated record
AUGAUACUAUUUUUCUUCUUGCUGUUGGGAUUCCUGUUAAUUCUGGGAUGGCGUUUUGUGCAAAUGGUGCGAAGACCACCAAUCUCUCGAUACCGCGGUGGGAGUGUACCUCUUAAUGUCUGUGUUGUGUUGGGCUCUGGUGGACACACAAGUGAGAUGAUGCGUGCUAUUAAGGCUUUAUCACUAGAUAUGUGGCGAGCCAACCGUCCUUUUUACGUUGUAUCUGAAACCGAUAAACACUCUGCAAGUAUAGCUGUGGAAUUCGAAACUGUUAACUUUAGACGUUGCUGCCGAUUACAUAAUAUACCUCGUGCACGUGAAGUUGGACAGAGUUAUUUUCUUUCCAUCUUCUCAACUCUUCGGGCGAUAUGGUGGUCUUUGUUUCUUAUCAUAUCCGAAAAACCAGACGUUAUUUUAGUAAAUGGACCUGGUGUAUGUGUACCGGUAGUAGUAACGGCAUUACUCGUUGCUUUCUUCUCACCAUCGUGGUAUUAUAGACGCCCAGCUAUUGCCUUUAUGGAGUCUUUCACCUGUGUAUAUCACUUAUCUCUUUCAGGACGUUUGUUAAUUCCUUUUUGUGAUGUUUGGACAGUUCAUUGGCAGUCAUUGUAUGAUGCAUAUAUGAAACGACGGUGGGGACGAAAUGGAUCUCUCUUCUUUGUGGGAACCGCAAAGAAUGAAGAGGAGAUGCCACGAUUAACAACACCUCAACAAUUAGCGGAACACUCAUCUAAUAAUGAACCAUUUGCUAUAGUAACAGUGGGAUCUACACAAUUUAAUGCCCUUAUUGAAGCUGUAGAUGAUGAUGAAGUCUUAAGAGCACUUUCCAAACUAGGUAUAAAACGACUAUUUAUUCAAAAAGGUGCAUCUUCUCAUGAAGUACGAUUGAGUAAUGCACAUGGAAUUACAAUUGAGGUAUUUUCAUACCGCCCUAAAUUACAAGAGAUGAUAAGGGAUGCGGCUUUGGUUAUUUCUCACGCUGGUGCAGGUACGAUACUUGAGGUGUUGGAGUUUAAACGCCCAUUAAUUGUAGUACCCAAUCGUUCUCUCAUGGUAGAUCAUCAAGUUGAACUUGCAGAGGCGUUAAGUUCAUCUCACUAUCUCUUUUGUCUGCAAGUUUGGGAGUUUUGCAAAGAACUACAAACCCUUGACUUUAACACACUGCGGGAAUUUCCUGGAGCAAAUACAACAGCCCUGCGGGAGGCACUUCUUCCACUUUUCGGUUUGUAA